UUAGGUGCUAUAUAAACUCGCCACUGCCUUACCAAAGCAUCAGUUCGUCUGCAGCACAGCAAACAAACAGCCCAACCAACCAACAUGAAAUUCCUGGUUUGCAUCGCCCUGCUGGUCGCCGUGGCCGCCGCCGAGCCCGGAUAUGGCUACAACUCUUACAACUACGGCGUUGCCCCUUACAGGCACCACUACGUCGCCCCCGUCGCCACCUCCUACGCCAACGUGAACUCCGUGCACCGCGCCGCCCCCGUCGCCUACGGAUACGGCCACAGCCCCCUGGCCUACAACUCCUACGGUCGCGUCUACGGAAACGCUUACAACACCUACCCCGCCGCCUCUUCCUACAGCUACGGCCACAGGAACUACGCCCACAGCUACGGUCUCCACGGCCUCCACUACUAAGAUUGUUUUUGACAGCGCAUCCAACAUCAUUUCGAUCUAUUUAUUCCCACAUAAUGAUAUCCGCUCAAAUGUUUCGUGAUCCAAGAAUGUAUAAUAAAUUUAUCAGACUGAUUUAAAUAUAAA
Messenger RNA from Cloeon dipterum, 525 nucleotides. RefSeq lists its product as uncharacterized. NCBI's taxonomy places the organism in Eukaryota, Metazoa, Arthropoda, Insecta, Ephemeroptera, Baetidae. The transcript is spliced from 2 exons. The record is from RefSeq and is a predicted model, not a curated record. The coding region runs from base 85 to 402 and encodes 105 amino acids.